AUGCCAGAGGGCAAGGGUCAGGUAAAAUACGCUGUUGUUGCCGUAGACUACUUCACCAAAUGGGUAGAAGCCAAAGAACUAGCGACGAUAACGGCAGCCAGAAUCGAGGAUUUCGUUUGGACAAACAUUUGCUGCCGAUUCGGCAUCCCCUACGCGAUCGUCACGGAUAACGGCAGGCAGUUUGAUUCGGAAGUUUUCCGGCAAUUCUGCAAACGACUCAAGAUCAACCUGUUCUUUGCUUCGCCAGCACACCCCCAAUCGAACGGACAGGUCGAAGCCAUGAACAAAAUUGUCAAGAAGCUGUUGAAACGGCAGCUUGACAAAGCCAAAGGGGCAUGGCCAGAAAAGCUUCCGGAGGCGCUAUGGGCCAUACGGACAUCUUACCGAACGGCAACUGGGGGAAACACCAUUCUCCAUGGCUUUCGGUUCAGAGGCAGUAGUCCCAGUAGAGAUCGGAGAGCCCUCCUACCGAACGGAAACCUUCGCACCGAAGGCAAAUGA
Prunus armeniaca (apricot) is the source of this 501-nucleotide messenger RNA. NCBI's taxonomy places the organism in Eukaryota, Viridiplantae, Streptophyta, Magnoliopsida, Rosales, Rosaceae. The record is from the annotation of a GenBank genome assembly.